This is a messenger RNA of Naumovozyma castellii, 2520 nucleotides long. RefSeq names its product peptide alpha-N-acetyltransferase complex A subunit NAT1 (gene NAT1). Bases 1 to 2520 code for a protein of 839 amino acids. The record is from RefSeq and is a predicted model, not a curated record. The transcript has a single exon. NCBI's taxonomy places the organism in Eukaryota, Fungi, Ascomycota, Saccharomycetes, Saccharomycetales, Saccharomycetaceae.
AUGUCUGCAAGAAGAAGAGGUGCCAAACCCAAGGCUCCGUUAAAAUUGGUGGGUAAGAAGGAUGCAGACCAACUUAUUGAGGCGUUGAAACUUUAUGAAGCCAAGGAAUAUAAAAAAUCUGUAAAGAUUCUAGAUAUAAUCCUCAAGAAAGAUCACCAAAACAUCGAUGCUCUUACUUUGAAGGGGUUAAAUCUUUUGUCUCUCAGUGAAAAAGAUGAAGCUGCUCUUUAUGUCAAGAACGCAACGGGUAAAAUUGAAGGAACUAAAGCAUCACCUAUCUGCUGUCAUCUUCUUGGAAUUUACAUGAGAACAACUAAGGAUUAUCCUGCAUCUAUUAAAUGGUUCAAAGCUGCAUUAGAAAACGGAUCCUCAAAUAACCAAAUUUACAGAGAUUUAGCAACCUUACAAUCUCAGAUCGGAGAUUUUAAAGCAGCCUUGGUUUCCAGGAAGAAGUACUGGGAGUCCUUUAUGGGCUAUCGUGCUAAUUGGACAUCCCUGGCAAUUGCGCAAGAUUUGAAUGGAGAAAGACAACAAGCUAUCGGGACACUUUCUCAAUUUGAAAAACUAGCGGAAGGAAAGAUUAGUGGUGCCGAACUAUACGAGCAUAAUGAAUGUUUGAUCUACAAGAACGAUAUAAUGUUUAGACAAGCUGGCGCUAAUCCUGAUAAAUUAAAGAACGUCUUAAAGCAUUUGAACGAUAUCGAAGCAAAUGUAUUUGACAAGUUUGCAUUACUUGAGAGAAAAGCAUCAAUUUAUAUGAAGAUGGGUGAAUUAAAAAAAGCCUCUAUUGUUUACAGACACUUGAUUAAAAGAAACCCAGAUAAUUUCAAAUAUUACAACCUUUUGGAAGUUGCCUUGGGCGUUAAAAACAAUAAUAAAUUGAGAAAAGCUAUAUAUGAAAAACUCCAACAGUUCUAUCCAAAUUGUGAACCCCCAAAGUUUAUUCCAUUAACUUUCAUUCAGGAUGAAGCUGAACUAACCAGAAAGUUGAAAGAGUAUGUAGUUCCUCAAUUGAAACGAGGUGUUCCUGCUACAUUUUCGAACGUAAAGCCUUUAUAUAUUAAAAGGACUAAUGCAGUGGCUCCAAAGUUACAGAACAUUGUUCUUGAAUAUUUUGCUACUCUUGACUCAACAAAAGACCCAAUUCCUUAUAUCUGGACAUGUUAUUACUUGGCUCAACAUUUCCUAUUCUUAAAGGAUGUCCAAUCAGCACAAGAGUAUAUUAAUAGAGCGAUUGUUCAUACCCCAACUUUGGUGGAAUUUUACAUUAUGAAAGGCCGUAUUUUGAAACACAUGGGCUUAUUAGACGAGGCAGCUGCAACAUUGGAAGAAGGAAGACAACUUGAUUUCCAAGACAGGUUUAUUAACUGUAAGACUGUCAAAUAUUUCCUGAGGGCCAAUAAUAUUGAAAAGGCUGUUGAGAUUGCUUCUGUAUUUACCAAAAAUGACAAUGCGCCAAAUGGUAUUAAAGAUUUACAUGUAGUAGAAGCUUCUUGGUUUAUUGUAGAACAAGCAGAAGCUUACUAUAGAUUAUAUUUGGAAAACGAAAAGAAAUUAGCUGAAUUAACAGAUGCUGAUGAUGAAGAAGAAGGAAAAGAGAAUGGUAGCUCUAGGAACCAAUUAGAAUGGGACUCUCAAAAAUACCAAGGUUUGGCAUUAAAAAGAUUCUAUGCCAUUACGAAAUUCUAUAAACAAUUCGAAGAUGAUCAAUUGGAUUUCCAUUCCUAUUGUAUGAGAAAGGGUACUCCAAGAGCUUACUUAGAAAUGUUAGAGUGGGGUAAGACGUUAUACGCCAGACCAAUGUAUGUUCGUGCUAUGAAGGGUGCAGCUAAAAUAUAUUUCAAUAUUAAUUCUAAGAGAAAGGCCAGCCAUUCACUUGAAACAUCUGAUGAUACAACAACUCAUAAUACUAAAAAACUAAAGAAGGAAUCUGGGGCCUUGAAGAAAAGAAAAGAGAAAGAGAGACAAUUGGUCGCAGCAUACCCAGAUGAUGAGGAUAAGGAUGUUUUUGGUGAAAAUUUGAUCAAUACAGAAACUCCAUUGGAGUCAUUUAACAAGAAUUUCUAUUCCGAUUACUGUAAGGAGGUUAGAGAGACCGAAAAGGAUUACGUCCUAGAUUUUGAGUAUGAAUACGCUAACGGUAAAUUAGUUCUUUGCUUCAGUGCGUUAUCAAAGUAUGGUAAGAUAUAUGGUACUGAGGAUGCUAUCUUUGGUGCCAUGGCCGUCACAUUAAUAUUGGCAACGAAACAAUCAGCAGUAUUUGAUGAUAUCGCGAAGAAAGUGGUUACUAGAGCAUUCGAGACCGAUUAUCCAUCAUUUCCAAUAAACGAGUCAUCAAACGAUGGUUUUGAUUGGUUGAAGUACUUCAGCGAUAAAUAUGGGACAAGUAAUAUGGAAUCUCUUCUAUUUUUAAAGAGAAUGGACUCUCUUGAUAUGGGACAAAUUAUUACGUUGAUUCAAAAGAAUCUUCCAAAUUACGAACCAUACGUCCAAAAGAACAUAACUCAAUACGAAUUAUAA